Messenger RNA from Strongylocentrotus purpuratus (purple sea urchin), 2322 nucleotides. RefSeq lists its product as uncharacterized. Gene Ontology annotation, cellular component: chromatin; nucleoplasm. Bases 208 to 1824 code for a protein of 538 amino acids. NCBI's taxonomy places the organism in Eukaryota, Metazoa, Echinodermata, Echinoidea, Camarodonta, Strongylocentrotidae. The record is from RefSeq and is a predicted model, not a curated record. The transcript has 2 exons. Gene Ontology annotation, molecular function: zinc ion binding; protein binding; ubiquitin-protein transferase activity. Gene Ontology annotation, biological process: positive regulation of DNA-templated transcription.
CGUCAGGCCAUGGUCCAUGGUCCGACAUACGUCAUACCUUAUUAGUCAUCAGUAAAUAAAAUCAGUUUGUGACUACGUGUAAAUUACAUUGUACUAUAAAAGCUUCACCUGUGUAACUUUCAUUACAAGUGGGAUCGGAGUUUGAGUUUACGUUUCGGUUCUGAUAUAAUUAUAUGCCAUAUUGGUGGACCGAUAAUAAACAGCAACAUGGCAUCAGGCUUUUCGAUUUCUGCAGAUGAUACUAAAUGUGAGGGAUGCUGCACCGAGGACACGGCUCAUGUGUCAUACCGAGUAGAAGUCAGACAGAAGCUUUGUGAUGGCUGCGCCCAUGAUAAACAGGGCUCCAUCAAUACCACCGAGUGGUUCUGCCAGAAACACCUAACGGACAAGGCCAAGAUCUACUGCUUGACUCACGAUGUCCCUAUCUGCGAGGCAUGUGCGAUCACCAUACACAAGUCAUCAUGCACCCUGGGAGAAAUAGAGGACACUCUGAAAGAUAGGAAAGAUGACUUGGUUCGUUUGAUCGAGGCGAGUAAGACAAAUGAAGAAACGUUUAGCCAUCAAAUGAAAUCAGUCGAUGAGGAACUUGGAGGACUAGAGCAGCAUUUUGCAAAGGAGGAGGAGAAACUGAGACUGGCUUAUGAAAGAGAAGAGAAGAAGCUCAAGGAAUCAUUCGGAAAUCAUCAGCGAAAACUGAAGGAGGUAUCCACCAGGCUUCGUGACAUGACCGAAUGCCUUCGGGAUCAACCUAAGAAGAAAUGCAAAGGCCUGGUUGAGAUGCGGACACGGGCUGAAGAACUGUUGACGAACAAGAGCGAUCUGAUGAGGGACUUUCAGGAGAUCAAUAACUCCCUGACAUGUUUGACAAACCAGAGUAAUCCAGAUAUUAACGUGAAGGUUGUUAUGAAGAGGGUUAUGGGUGUGGCCAAGAAGGUUUCCUUUACGGAAACUGAUAGUCAUGGGAUCGGAACCAUUGAGGCUCCAGUCGAAACCUGGGUCCCAAACGAUGAAUACAACCCAGAAAUCGGAAAACUGUCCUACAUGAUGGGUGCGAUCAGCGGGACUGAAGUAGUCAUAAAAGACAAUGAAAAGCACUCUAUCUAUAUCGUCAAUGUAGAGGCUAAAACAAAGAAAAAGGUGAUCAAAAGUAACAGUCCAUACGACUUAUGGCGAUGUGUGCCACUGAAGGACGUACGUCGUAGAAUCGUGUGUGGAUCCAAUGAUGGUGAGGUCAUCAUUUGUGAUCGCUCUUGGAAAGCACUCACAGUCAUCAGAGUAGCUGAAAGUUCUUCUGUAUGCGUUGCUGUCAACACAGAUGGUUUGAUCCUCGCCAACGCUAUCGGCUCUGGAACGAUCGGGAUCUACGACCCUGCUGACGGUAAACUACUUAGAUCAAUCGUGAAAAAGACUCCGAUAUAUGACAUGUGCGCUCUAGCAUCGGGACAAAUCGUGAUCCUUAACGAGUGCGUCGAAGGCAUCGACGUUACUGUCUUGGACGAUUCGGGCGAGAUCCUUGCUUCCAAGCACUGUCACGGCGAGGGAAUCAAAAGCCUUGUUGUCGACCGCGGACACGAUUUGAUCUACCUUCUCUCGUGGGAUCGUCACCAUUCCGAUUACAAGGUCUGUGUGUUGUCCACUUCAGCUGAGUUUGUUGCAGAACGAGUUGCUGAAUGUGAGCCAUCGUUCUGCAGUCCAAGCUACGCCAUUCCUAGACCUGACAGAAUGGUUAUUUACACCGAUGGAAAGUUACUCACCUUCAGAAAGACUAACAGAGGAUUACACCAACUGCUUGCUGAGAUUAAACUGAAAGAAGGAGCUGUAUGACAACCUAGCCCUAUUAGAUGAACAAUUGUUGAUACAGUAUUAUUUGGUGAAAUAACAUCUCGAUCCGCCUUCUACAGUAAUGUUGUAAAGUUGAGAAUAUAUGGUAGCUUAUUUACUAGUGCCAGAUUGGUCCGCGUUACAAUGUAGGCUAACAUAACUUAGGUGCAAUGUAAACGAUAAUGGAAAACAAUCAAACUGUGAGUAAAAUAGUUAAUCUUUUUGUUAAUGAAUUACAGAAACAUUCUGGGGACUAAGCGUCUUUACACUUUACAAAUAUUAUGCACCAUUCAGACAAUUCUCCUUAUACGUCGAUUUACUUUUAUCGUUCUGGAAGUUAAUAUUUAGAAUAUCAUUAUGUAGCUGAAAUCACGUAAUGUACUUAUUGGUCGUAUAAGUCGUGUACAUGAUGUGAUGUGUUUAUUAAACUUUAUUGAUGUACAUCAAUAUUCUGUUUAUAAACAUAAAUCAAUUUACAAUUUAAUGUAACAAAUUAAUAUU